Messenger RNA from Tachysurus fulvidraco (yellow catfish), 3888 nucleotides. Its product is annotated as polymeric immunoglobulin receptor-like. The transcript is spliced from 8 exons. Lineage: Eukaryota; Metazoa; Chordata; Actinopteri; Siluriformes; Bagridae. The coding region runs from base 1361 to 2569 and encodes 402 amino acids. The record is from RefSeq and is a predicted model, not a curated record.
AAUAUAGUUAAUUUAAAUAGUAUUCAAUAUUCAAUAUUUGGCUAAAAGUGCGAUUCACCCUGCGAUGUGUCCACUCGGAGGCGGGCUCUGAGUUCCGACAGCUUCUAAUAGACAAUAUGACGUGUGUGAUCUGUAGACAGAUCUCCAAAAUAUUAAAAACAGUGGGUAAAUUCUGGAAAAUUCUCACUGCUUGAUGACACCUAAUCAGCAGCAUUCUUGGUGAUGAUCAGAGAGCUGACAGUACAGGACAAUGGGACGUUCCACUGUGGUGUUGAUAUAAAGUUAGGGAGAAACAGUUAUUCUUCAUGGACAAGCUUUUUCCUUGGUCAUGAUACAGUAUAACAUUAUGAGGGAAAUUCAUUUAUGUCUGGACUAGAAAUUUGUUUUAAGAACAGCUUGGAUAUAUGGAAAAUACACCACUGAGAUAACAAACUCUUCAGAAUAAACAAUAUUUGGUAAUAUUACAAUUUAUAGCCUUUAGCAAUACACCCUUUUCAGAAUGACACAUAAUACUGUUUUGUAGAGAUACAAAUAGUGUUACACCCAGCAUUCAAAAACAGACAGUAGAAAGAUUUGCAUGCAGGAAGCUGAUCUCAGAAAUUCUAAAUAUUUUGAUAUCUGAAGGUGUUCGUCCAAAGUUUCACCAGAAACGUCUACAAUUCAGACACAGUGCUGCUCACAGCUUAUUGACUCUGUUGAAUAUGGUGUGGAGCUGAUGCAGUCUGAAACGUUGAUCCUGGAUCCAUGGAUACAGUACAUUGUGGCUGCCACAGAGCAGAGUUGUUAAGAUCUCUGUCAAAAAGUGAGACAUGGAGGAGGAUGCAAGCGCAGAUGGAGCAGUCUUUAGUAAACGCGGUGUCAAACAAUGAAAAACAUCAACAAUAAUCCAAUUAAGAAGCCGAGGUUGGAUGAUCAGAAAACAGAUAUAAACAAGCACAGGCAAAAACAUGGGAGUCAGGGAUCAAAAACAGAGGUUGAAUAAAUGAGAUCUAAACAUCUACCAAGCUGGUAAUUAAACAGGGAUAUGGGAUUAAGUGGAAGUGUUUUCCCAAAGCAGCAACAGAAAUUAGAUUGAUUACACACUGUAACUGACCAGAAGCUCCUUUUGUGUUUGAAAUUUGAAAGCAUUUGUAAAGUGCUUAUGAAGUGCACAAAUAUUUCAGACACACUUCCUGUUCAGCUCUUUCUCACACAGAUAGAAGGGGAAGUGGGUGCAGCAUCACUUUAUGGGUAAGACACAGAUGAAGACACAACACAUUCAUAGAGCAGGACAGAGACAGUAACAGUGUGUAACAGAACAGGAGCUUUAAUAUCUUUUUGAAGCAGAGUUGGUGUAGAGAUCUGUGAGGGUGAACUCAGGAUGAAGAUUCUCCUCAUCUUCACCCUCUGUCUGAUCUCAGAUGGAGGAGCCUCAAAUGAAGUAACAGGAUAUUCAGGAGGAGGAAUCCUUAUCAAGUGCAAGUAUGAUACAGCAUACAGAUAUAGCAAAAAAUAUUUCUGUAAUGGUUCAUGGGCAGUCUGUUCUGACCAAAUAAAGACAGGAGAUAAAAACCAGUGGGUAAAUUCAGGAAGAUUCUCACUGUUUGAUGACACCAAUUCAUCAGAGUUCUGGGUGAUGAUCAGAGAGCUCACUGUACAGGACACUGGGACGUACCACUGUGGAGUUGAUAUAACUUUAGUGGAAGACAUUUACACAUCGGUGGAACUGAAGGUAAAGGAAGGGUCCUUGGUCUCUAGAGAAGUGACUGCAUAUGCAGGGGCAAGAAUUAACAUCAAAUGCAGAUAUGAGGAUGAAUAUAAAGACAAAUCAAAAUCAUUCUGUAAGAUCGGAACACAUCAGUGGUGUUUUAAUCAAAAACAAACAAAACUGAACAGUGAAUGGUCACAUAAUGGCAGAUUCUCAAUUCAUGACAACAGAAGUGCAGGAUUCUUCAGUGUGUUUAUCACAGAGCUUAAUAUAGAGGACACAGGAACAUACGCAUGUGGUGUUGUUCUGUCUGAUAAACUGGCAGUCUACACUGUAGUGACACUUAAUGUAACAGAAGAUCUGUCCUAUGAGAAGUCCAUCAGUGAGACUGUCCAUAUAGGAGGACAUUUAACUGUCAGAUGUAAAUACCCACAAUCCCUCAGGAGUGACCCCAAGUUUCUCUGCAGGAGGACGCAAGAUUUUGCUUGUUUUUAUAAGGACUCUGUUAAAGAUAAUAGAACAAAUGUAACUUUUGGGAAAUUCUCCCUGUAUGAUGACAGAGAAAAACAAAUCUUCAAUGUGAGUAUUAGAAAUAUAACUAAGCAGGACUCUGAAUACUGGUGUGGAGCUGAAAAAGCCUGGACAUCAGAUCAUGGAUACAAGGUUUUUUUUACACAGAUCAACCUGACAGUCACUGAUAAAAACAAAUCCUGGACUACUCCAGCUUCUCCUCCAGCAGGAUUUCCAACUUCCACUGUUAUCACUGUGUCUGUAAUUCUGCUGCUGCUUCUGAUUGGAACCAUAAUCACGGUUGUUUUACAAAAGAAUUGCAGUAUGCAAGCAGCAGCAGUUUCUGUUGGCAAGCAUUGUGACCAAGACUGAGGAAAUGACCAGAGUGUUUUCAAACAGUGUAACUAUGAAGAAAUGAAAUAUGCUGAAAGUCUGAUUCACACAACAGUGAUUUUUUUUACAGCAAUGCCAAUAAAGAUGCAGCUACAAUCAUUAAUGAUGAUGUGUUGUGUGACUAUACUUCAGUCACUUACACUAUUGUAUGUGGAUAGAUUAAUGGAUCAUGAUUAAUGCUCCAAGCAUGUGGCACUGAAUCUCUACUAUUUUGUUCAGAUAUUAUUUCUAUUAUUUCUUCUUCUUCACCAAAACCAAUAUGUGAUGACAUAUUUGUUACAUGUAGAACCAGUAAAUUGUCUUUAAAAGAGAUUACAUUUUAAUUAGGGAUGUCCUGAUCGUUUUUGGUUUUUUUUGCCCUCGAGUCCGAGUCCGAGUCACUUGAUUUUGAGUAUCUGCCGAUACCGGGUCCCGAUCCGAUACUUCUAUAAUACAUUAAAAAAGAAUAAAGAAGAGCGAAUAAACAGAUCCAGGAUGCUCCUUAUUUUUUAUUUAAUUCACCUUAUUUUAACAUUCAACAACAUUUGUUAACAAACAAAGCACUUAAACAAUCAGGUAAUAAAUAACAUAAAUUCUUUACUUUUGGACUUUAGUGCAACAAUAAAUAUAAAAAAGUCUAAUAUAAAAACAAAUAGCACCUCAACUUAAAAUACCCGGCAGACAUGAUACCAGAAGGAAAUCCAGAAGGAAAUGUAUGUUUUUCUUAUUGAAAACUAACAUCUCUACCUUGUCAUGUUUGAGCCUGUUUCUGUUCUCAUUAAGGACGUGAUCUAUUUUUAACCAAUAGCAACAAAGUGAUGUCAAACCGCACGCGCUGUUGUUUCUGUGUGGAGUCAAAGGGUCUAAAUCUGUGCCACCGCAUAACUAUAGAUGUGUUAAAAAUAAUGAGAAUAUUUACAUAUAUAUCCGAGUCCUGAUCGGGAGGUAACAUCCGAUUCCGAUCGAGUCUGAAACCAUGUGAUUGGGCCCGAUUUCCGAUCACGUGAUCGGAUCGGGACAUCCGAGAUUACAGUUACUUUACUUGUGUAUUUUGUUUUUUUUUGGUGGUGAAAAUGUUGGAUUAUCUUUAUUCUUUAAAAAUAUCCAAUCACCUGAUUAGAUUCUGAGCUAAUUUGCAUGAUUGUAUCAUUGCACUGUAUAUUAAUCCUUUUUAAAUUUGCCUGAUUCCUUUAAUCUAUCUAUCUAUCUAUCUAUCUAUCUAUCUAUCUAUCUAUCUAUCUAUCUAUCUAUCUAUCUAUCUGAAACUCUUAACUUGUAUUAUGUUCAUCAAUAAUAAAUUAAGGUUUUGACACUGGAAA